GGUUAUUUUUGUUUGGCUAUGACACCACAUGGUGUUGAUGAUCCUAUGGUGCCUAUUUAGUUUUUUAUUGUGGCUGUAAGAGCAAAUGUCGAUCUCUAUGCUGAAAGAUAUACACCCGCGGGGUAGACACUGGACUGUUUGUACAAGGCUGUCAAGGAUGUGGGAUUAUCGUGGAGGCACCGAUGAUGGUGAUGUACGGCAUGUUGAUCUUGUCCUACUAGAUGCUGAGGGAACUGCUAUGUAUGCUCAAAUUGGAUCGAACAAUGUGAAGGAUAAGCAGCCUUUGUUUGCUGAAGGAAAAGUGUACAUGUUGAAGAGGUUUAGGGUCCUCAAGUCUAAACCUUCUUACUGGCCUGUUGACAAUGAAUUCAUGAUUGAGAUCACCUGUCACACAUUGAUUGAAGAAAAACAUGAUUUUGAAUCUGACUUCCCAAUGUACACAUACAACCUGACGAAAUUCCCUGAUUUGCCUUCGCUUGUUGGUGAGACCAAGUGUUUUGUUGAUAUUAUUGGCCUGAUCACAGAGGUGGCUGAUACAACCACAGUCCAACUCCAUAAUCAAAGCAGGGCUACGGUUCGAAGGGCAAUUACACUGAGAGACACUAGCAACUAUGAGAUCAAACUUUACCUUUGGGGUAAGAGAGCUUCUGAAUUUGAUGCUGAUAAGGUGUAUGCAGUUGGCCAAGAACAACCAGUCAUUGCUAUCUUUGUUGGAACGCUUAUGAAAUCUUAUAAAGACGAACAUUCGCUCAGUGGGAAUACAUCUUGUCAAUGGUACAUCAAUCCCGAUGUUCCUGAAGUCCAAGCUGUUAUAGACAGGUACAAGAUAUGCUUGAUGGGGACCGAUGGCACAGAUGAAGCAGAAUUUGUGUUUUUUGGUGAUAUGGGUCGUCGUCUUGUUCUUAAAGAUGUCAAUGUGCUAAUGAGAUCUUGUCGCAGCGCUGAUGGUAUUCCAAGUGAAAUAGCGUCGCUGGUAUCCCAAAAGUACCAUUUUACAGUUAAUGUAACCAGCAGAUGCUUUGAAAAGCCACAACGAUCAUACGAGGUGAAGCACAUCCAUUGUGCCUACGGCCAACAGACUACCAUUCCAACAGUCAAGAAACCCAGUGGUACACCUACUGAUGACAAACACAAAGCUGUUUUAUCAAUUGUCGGUUCAUCCAGUGCUAUGCAACCACACAAGGACCAACACGUUCAAAACGUGAAAGAUACUCCCCCACCAAAAGACUCUCUAAGCUUUACACCGCUAAAGACCAAACAGCCUCUUUCUGAGCACCCAAGUGAUGGCAAAAAAGAGAGAAAUAUACGUAGGCGAUUACUUAUGGAUAGAGCUUCAACUGAUGCAAAUUUAGACAAGCAUGAUGAUUCUCUUGAUGAUAACCUGGAAGAUUCUUUGGGUGAUGGUACUGCUAGGUCUCUAACUGGUUCCGAUGGUGAUGGUGGUUCCGAUGCUGAUGGUGGCGCUGAUUCAGCCUAGGCAGUCUUGUUUUCCUGAAGAAAAAAAAACAAACA
Phragmites australis (common reed) is the source of this 1512-nucleotide messenger RNA. RefSeq lists its product as uncharacterized. Gene Ontology annotation, biological process: DNA recombination; DNA replication; DNA repair. Lineage: Eukaryota; Viridiplantae; Streptophyta; Magnoliopsida; Poales; Poaceae. The coding region runs from base 86 to 1477 and encodes 463 amino acids. Gene Ontology annotation, cellular component: nucleus. The transcript is spliced from 10 exons. The record is from RefSeq and is a predicted model, not a curated record. Gene Ontology annotation, molecular function: DNA binding; catalytic activity.